UCCACUCACCUCAACGACGACAUUUGGAGCUAGCUCACAUCGCAUCGCAACAUCUUGGCUGUCUCGGUCAGUUUCAAGGAUUCAACCGGUCUCUCACCACCGAUCACCAACCAAGAACCCAUCGCAGCAGUCACUAUGGCCGCCAUCUACAACCCGAUGUACCAUGCGAACAACACGGGCUUCUACGCCGCUGCCGGCCAGCGCCAGCAACCCGUCUACUCGCCCAUCCAUAUCACAGGUGAGUGCUCCCAGGCCCCCGCCGACCGGCUAACCAGCGGCGGCUACGCCCCGGGAUACUACUACACCAGCCGCGGCAGCAACGGUGUGCCCCCACACCGCCGCUACAACCAGCACUUCCACAGCCGCUACGGCGGCUCGCGCUUCCCGAACCUCGCCCCCACCUUCCCUUCGCCCCCGCAGCACAUGCUGUCGCCGUCGCCGUCGCCGCAGGCCGCCGCCACCGCCGCCGCGCCUGCCCGACCCUCGGCACCGCCCGCCGCCUACUCCACGUCCCCGGCGGCUGGGCUCGGCAUGCCCUCCGGCUCGCAGCAGUCCGGCACCACCCCCGCCGCCGCCGCCGCCGCCGCCGCCACCACCACUAUCAAAGAAGACUCGGCCAAGGCCGACGUGGCGGCGGCGACGACGGCGGCCGCGGAGCCCGCAGUGCCCCACACCAUCCGCUCCUUCAUCCAGGACGCCAUGACCAAGGCCGGCGCCGUCGUCGCGCGGGCCGAGGAGCCCGGCGUCGCCGUCUUCAUCAACUCGCAGCCCGGGCGGGCGUCGCGCGUCAUCGAGAAGAUGGCGGCGCUCACCGGCGCCGCGGCGCGCGUGCCCGCGCUGCUCGCCGAGCUCGAGGCCGGCCGUCAGGAGAGCUACGAGCUCCUCUGGCCGGCCGUCGGGCGCGUCGUCGGGCUCGUCGCCGAGGCCGAGGCGGCGCUCGACGAGAUGGACGAGCUCGUCAGGGCCUGGCUGAGGCAGGAACUGCUGCUGCGGAGCCUCGACCGGAGCGGCAGCGGCACCGGCACUGGUGGCUACUACCCCGUCGAGCACAGGCAGACGGGGCGGUACGCGUUUGUGCGCGGCCGCAUCGACCGGACCCAGCGCGCGCUCGAUCCGCGCCAGUUCCCGAGCUGCUUGCUGUUCCGCCCCCAAUGAGGGAGAUCUGUUCGCUUUGAUAUCUCCUGGCAGAUUGGGAGGUGCGGCCUCUUUGUUUUGAUAUCUCCUGCCAUAUUACAGGCGCGGUUUUGCAUUAAAGGCGUUCUAGCAGGUACGUUAUCCCCAUAA
Messenger RNA from Gaeumannomyces tritici R3-111a-1, 1284 nucleotides. RefSeq lists its product as hypothetical. Bases 136 to 1155 code for a protein of 339 amino acids. Lineage: Eukaryota; Fungi; Ascomycota; Sordariomycetes; Magnaporthales; Magnaporthaceae. The record is from RefSeq and is a predicted model, not a curated record. The transcript has a single exon.